UCUACCUUACAUGGCUCUGACAGCCACCACCAGCGGCGGCAGAAGUGGUGGCUCAGCCCUCGCAAAUUCUUGCCUUCAAUCCCCAAAGCCUUCACCUUUAUUACAUAAACCCAUUUUCAUCACCACAACCCCAUCAAACUCCAAAAUCAAACCAAGAAUCAAACCCAUCUCAGCCGUUCAAUCUCCACCUUCAUCCACAACAAAAACAGCUCAAAACCCUGAGGGAAAAAAAUGGAGUCUUGAAAGCUGGAAAUCAAAACCAGCUUUUCAACUCCCUGAAUACCCUGAUAAGGUAGAGCUGGAAAAGGUUCUUGAAACUCUUUCAACAUAUCCUCCAAUUGUAUUUGCUGGGGAAGCUAGGAAUCUUGAAGAGAAAUUGGGUGAAGCUGCUCUUGGCAAUGCUUUCUUGUUGCAAGGAGGUGAUUGUGCUGAGAGUUUUAAGGAAUUUAGUGCUAAUAAUAUUAGGGAUACUUUUAGAGUUAUCUUGCAGAUGGGUGUUGUGCUUAUGUUUGGUGGUCAAAUGCCUGUCAUCAAGGUGGGUAGAAUGGCAGGUCAAUUUGCCAAGCCAAGAUCUGAUCCAUUUGAAGAAAAGGAUGGCGUGAAGCUGCCAAGCUACAGGGGAGACAAUGUGAAUGGUGAUGCUUUUGAUGAGAACUCAAGAAUUCCUGACCCCCAUAGGAUGAUUAGGGCUUAUACUCAGUCUGUAGCUACGUUAAACCUCCUCAGGGCAUUUGCUACUGGAGGAUAUGCUGCCAUGCAGAGGGUUAACCAGUGGAAUCUCGACUUUACUGAUCACAGCGAGCAAGGUGACAGGUACCGUGAACUGGCCCACCGGGUUGACGAAGCAAUGGGCUUCAUGAGUGCUGCUGGGCUUACAGUUGACCAUCCAAUCAUGACUACAACAGACUUCUGGACAUCACAUGAGUGCCUUCUCUUGCCUUAUGAACAAGCACUUACAAGAGAGGAUUCAACGUCUGGCCUUUAUUAUGACUGCUCUGCUCAUAUGAUUUGGGUUGGGGAACGAACGAGGCAAUUGGAUGGUGCUCAUGUUGAGUUUGUGAGAGGAAUUGCCAAUCCACUCGGUAUCAAGGUGAGUGACAAAAUGGAUCCAGAUGAACUAGUCAAGCUUAUUGACAUUCUUAACCCUCAAAAUAGACCAGGAAGAAUUACAGUGAUCACCAGGAUGGGAGCUGAUAACAUGAGAGUAAAGCUUCCCCAUCUGAUCAGGGCUGUUCGCAGAGCAGGUCAAAUUGUCACUUGGGUCAGUGAUCCUAUGCAUGGAAAUACCACUAAAGCCCCUUGUGGACUCAAAACGCGUUCAUUUGACUCUAUCCGGAAUGAGGUAAGAGCAUUCUUUGAUGUACACGAUCAAGAAGGGAGCUAUCCAGGUGGUGUGCAUCUGGAGAUGACGGGUCAGAAUGUAACAGAGUGCAUUGGAGGCUCUCGGACAAUUACUUACAAUGAUCUGAGCUCGCGCUACCAUACACAUUGUGACCCAAGGCUUAAUGCUUCCCAAGCACUUGAACUUGCCUUUAUUAUCGCCGAGCGCCUCAGGAAAAGAAGGCUGGGACCUAAGUUAAGGUUCUAGAAAUCAUCUCAGUACUUUUGGCAGUGUCUGUGUGAAGGGAUACUCCUAAUAUGGCAAGAUCCAAUUAUAGUAAUAUGACACUUACAGUAUCCAGUUGUGCACGGGCUGUUAGUGUAUGUGUUGAUAGGACCUCUCUAUGCUUAAAGUUUGUAUGUAUAACAUCAUCUGUGAGGCAACUUCUUCGUAAGUGAAGCGAGCAAAGGUACUUUGUUUGGUUUGAAUAA
Lycium ferocissimum is the source of this 1812-nucleotide messenger RNA. Its product is annotated as phospho-2-dehydro-3-deoxyheptonate aldolase 2, chloroplastic. The transcript has 5 exons. Gene Ontology annotation, biological process: aromatic amino acid biosynthetic process. The coding region runs from base 11 to 1588 and encodes 525 amino acids. Gene Ontology annotation, molecular function: 3-deoxy-7-phosphoheptulonate synthase activity. Lineage: Eukaryota; Viridiplantae; Streptophyta; Magnoliopsida; Solanales; Solanaceae. The record is from RefSeq and is a predicted model, not a curated record.